This is a messenger RNA of Perognathus longimembris pacificus (Pacific pocket mouse), 939 nucleotides long. RefSeq names its product olfactory receptor 4S2-like. Bases 4 to 939 code for a protein of 311 amino acids. The record is from RefSeq and is a predicted model, not a curated record. Lineage: Eukaryota; Metazoa; Chordata; Mammalia; Rodentia; Heteromyidae. Gene Ontology annotation, molecular function: G protein-coupled receptor activity; olfactory receptor activity. Gene Ontology annotation, biological process: G protein-coupled receptor signaling pathway. The transcript has a single exon. Gene Ontology annotation, cellular component: membrane.
UCUAUGGAAAAGGUAAACAAUGUGACAGAGUUCAUUUUCUGGGGCCUUACUCAAGACCUAGUAGUUGAAGAAGUGUGUCUAGUGGUUUUCUCCUUCUUCUACACAGUCAUUCUUCUAGGAAACCUGCUCAUCAUGCUGACCAUCUGCUUGGGCAAUCUUUUGAAGUCACCCAUGUAUUUCUUUCUCAAUUCCUUAUCUUUUGUGGACAUUUGUUAUUCAUCAGUUACAGCACCCAAGCUGAUUUUUGAUCUCUUUGCAGAGAAGAAAAGAAUCUCCUAUGCAGGAUGUAUAUUACAACUCUUUGGGGUUCAUUUCUUUGGAUGCACAGAGAUCUUCACCCUUGUUGUCAUGGCUUUUGACCGCUACGUGGCCAUCUGUAAGCCUCUACACUAUAUGACCAUCAUGGAUAGGGAGAGAUGCAAUAAAAUCUUGCUGGGCACCUGGGUGGGUGGGUUCGUGCAUACCAUAAUCCCAGUGUCUCUGGUUGUCCAGCUCCCCUUCUGUGGACCCAAUGAAAUCAAUCACUACUUUUGUGAUGUCCACCCUGUGUUGAAACUUGCCUGCGCAGACACACACUUCAUUGGGAAUCUUGUGACAGCUAACAGUGGGACCAUUGCACUGGGCAGUUUUGUCAUCUUGCUGAUCUCCUACACUGUCAUUCUGGUGUCUCUGAGGAAGCAGUCAGCAGAAGGCAGGCGCAAGGCUCUUUCUACCUGUGGUGCCCAUAUUGCUGUGGUCAUCAUCUUCUUUGUGCCCUGUACUUUUACCUAUAUGCGCCCUGAUGUGACUUUCACAGAGGAUAAGAUGGUGGCUGUGUUUUACACUAUUAUCACCCCUAUGCUAAAUCCUAUGAUUUAUACCCUACGGAAUGCUGAAGUUAAAAAUACCAUGAAGAAACUGUGGUGCAGGAAGCUUUUCCUGGACAGCAACAAGAAAUAG